GAACUGGCUAUCCCUUGCACCUCUGGACUGAGUACAGAAAAAGUGUCAUUUUAGAAAAAAGAUUCAGCGUAACACUACCAGCAGGAGCAGCACGGCUGUUGCUGCUGCUGUCUUGCUCUGUUUCAAACCUGCUGGUGAAGCCAACCUUCUUUAAGAUCAUGAAGCUCCUUCAUUUCCUUCUCUCUGCCCUCUUGAUUAUGGUGCUGCCUUCUCCAGGAUCUGCCACCGCUCCAAGCUCCGAUCUUGAAUGUCAGCAGCAAAAAGGCCUGUGUUUUCCUGGCCGUUGUAGCCGCCCAUGGAGAUCCAUAGGGACGUGCAAUGUGGUAUUGCACCAUUGUUGCAAGAGGAAAGAACGCAGAAAUAAAUAAUUACCCGGAAGACGUAUCAUCACGUGAUCCUCUGGAACCAUUGGACAGCGCCAAUAUCGAAGUAAGCAUCAUCCUGUCUCACAAACAAAAGAGACACCUUGCUUCGAAGAUACAAAAAGAAACAGCUUUUUCACUUCCAGUAAGAUCAAGUUUCAUCGAUACAUUAUGGGAAUAACUUGGCGUGUCUUUGUAUGGAAAUAUCUGCUGUCUGAAUUAUUGGAAAUCUUAUCAUGUUAACUCCCAGCCCAUUUGAUUAUCAUUUAUUCCAACAAAGGUAUCUUUUCAAUC
Molecule: messenger RNA, 656 nt
Organism: Podarcis muralis (Common wall lizard)
Lineage: Eukaryota; Metazoa; Chordata; Lepidosauria; Squamata; Lacertidae
Source: RefSeq, a predicted model, not a curated record